UUUUUUAACUUUCCCAAAGGGGAGAGAGAGAGAGUAGGGUUUAAUUUUUUUUUUUUCCUCUCUCUUCUCUUCACCUGGAAAUUUUGGAGGUACAGACCAGAUAAAACCCAAAGCAAACCCUAAUCUCAUCCUGCUUUUCCACAAGCCCUAGUUUUCAAUUUCACCAGAAUCCGCCAAAAGCCCUGGUUCCAGACCUCAAAAAUACAUGCCCUAGAAGUUAUCACCAUGUUCUGGGCAGCUGAGCCCACUUCACUGAGAUUUUGGGGGGUUUUGUGUGGUAUGGUGUAGCUGAGGGAGGGGAGUGGGGGAGCAUGGAAGGACACGAGCGUGAGCUGCUGUUGGCGUGCGUGGUCUCAGGGACGCUUUUCUCGGUUCUGAGUGUAGCGUCGCUUUGUAUACUCUGGGCAGUCAAUUGGCGGCCGUGGCGGAUUUAUAGUUGGAUUUUUGCCAGAAAAUGGCCAGAUAUCUUACAGGGGCCUCAGCUUGGCUUAUUGUGUGGGAUGCUGUCUCUCUCUGCUUGGAUAUUUGUUAUUUCUCCGAUUGUGAUGCUUAUUAUAUGGGGAUGCUGGUUGAUAAUGAUAUUGGGUCGAGAUAUAAUUGGUUUGGCUGUAAUAAUGGCUGGCAUUGCUCUUUUGUUGGCAUUCUAUUCAAUCAUGCUUUGGUGGAGAACACAAUGGCAAAGCUCAAGGGCUGUAGCUGCUCUUCUUCUCGUGGCUGUUGCCCUGCUCUGUGCAUACGAACUUUGUGCUGUCUAUGUUACAGCAGGUGCAAGUGCAGCUGAGCGAUAUUCACCUUCUGGCUUCUUUUUUGGUGUAUCAGCAAUUGCCUUAGCAAUCAACAUGCUCUUUAUUUGCAGAAUGGUCUUUAAUGGAAAUGGCUUAGAUGUCGACGAAUAUGUGCGGAGAGCAUACAAAUUUGCCUACUCUGAUUGUAUCGAAAUGGGUCCUCUGGCUUGCUUACCAGAACCACCAGACCCCAAUGAGUUAUAUCCUCGACAAUCUAGUAGGGCUUCACAUCUUGGCCUUCUAUACCUUGGGUCGCUUUUAGUGCUGCUUGUGUACUCCAUUUUAUAUGGACAAACGGCAAUGGAGGCACAAUGGCUGGGGGCCAUUACAUCAGCUGCUGUUAUCAUUCUUGAUUGGAAUAUGGGGGCAUGCUUGUAUGGGUUUCAGCUCCUUAAAAGUCGCGUUGUAGCACUUUUUGUUGCUGGCUUGUCUCGGGUUUUCCUCAUUUGCUUUGGAGUACACUACUGGUAUUUGGGACAUUGUAUAAGUUAUGCAGUUGUGGCAUCUGUCCUGUUAGGUGCUGUUGUUUCCCGUCAUCUAUCAGCUACAAAUCCACUAGCUGCAAGGAGAGAUGCCUUACAGAGUACAGUCAUUCGCUUGAGGGAGGGAUUUCGUAGGAAAGAACAGAACAGUUCAGCUAGCUCUUCGGAAGGUUGUGGUUCAAGUGUGAAACGCAGUAGUAGUGCUGAAGCUGGCCACCUUGGUAAUGUUAUUGAAACUAGUAGCAGAAGUGCUGCACAGUGCAUAGGUGAUGCUAGUAAUUGGAAUAAUGUUAUGUAUGGAACUGCUAGUUCCCAUGAAGGAAUUAACAGUGAUAAGAGCAUAGAUAGUGGGAGACCAAGUUUAGCUUUACGUAGCAGUUCCUGUCGUUCAGUUGCUCAAGAGCCUGAAGCAGGGGGUUCUACUGACAAAAAUUUUGAUCACAAUAGCUGUUUGGUGGUUUGCUCUAGUAGCGGUCUUGAAAGCCAAGGCUAUGAGUCAAGUGCAUCAACUUCAGCAAAUCAACAAUUGCUAGAUUUGAAUUUAGCUCUUGUUUUCCAGGAAAAGUUGAACGACCCUAUGGUUACAUCUAUGUUGAAAAAGAGGGCAAGACAAGGUGAUCGUGAAUUAACUAGUUUAUUACAAGAUAAAGGAUUGGAUCCUAAUUUUGCGAUGAUGCUGAAGGAGAAGAGCUUGGAUCCAACUAUUUUGGCAUUAUUGCAGAGAAGUAGUUUGGAUGCAGAUAGGGAUCAUCAUGAUAAUACUGAUAUCACCAUCAUUGACUCCAACAGUGUGGACAAUGGAUUGCUUAAUCAAAUUUCUUUGUCAGAAGAACUGAGACUAAAAGGGCUGGAAAAGUGGCUUCAAUGGUCCAGAUUUGUCCUGCAUCACAUAGCAGGUACUCCAGAGCGAGCAUGGGUUCUCUUUAGUUUUAUCUUCAUCCUCGAAACAGUCAUUAUGGCUAUUUUCCGCCCCAAGACAGUUAAACUUGUAAAUUCCAAGCAUGAACAGUUUGAAUUUGGCUUUGCGGUGUUGUCGUUAUCUCCUGUUAUCUGUUCAAUCAUGGCUUUCCUUCGGUCACUUCAAGCAGAAGAAAUGGCCAUGACGACAAAACCCCGGAAGUAUGGUUUUAUUGCUUGGCUGCUAAGCACGUGCGUUGGCUUGCUGCUAUCCUUCUUGAGCAAAUCAUCAGUUCUUCUAGGAUUGUCCUUGACUUUUCCACUCAUGGUGGCAUGCCUUUCUGUUUCUAUUCCUAUAUGGAUCCAUAAUGGCUACCAGUUUUGGGUUCCACGAGUAGAAUCUGCAGGUCAUCCAGGACAUCAUCGAACUCCAGGGAAAAAGGAGGGUGUUGUUCUUGUUAUAUGCAUAUUGGUCUUUGCUGGAUCCAUAUUUGCUUUGGGUGCAAUAGUCUCUGUCAAGCCUCUAGAGGAUUUACGCUACAAGGGAUGGACUGGUGAUCAGAGAACCUUUACCUCUCCUUAUGCAUCAUCUGUCUACCUUGGCUGGGCAAUUGGCUCAGUUAUUGCUCUAGUUGUUACUGGUGUUCUGCCAAUUAUAUCAUGGUUUGCAACUUAUCGGUUCUCUCUCUCAUCUGCUGUAUGUGCUGGAAUAUUUUCUGUUGUUCUUGUGGCAUUUUGUGGUGCAUCCUAUUUGGAGGUUGUGAAGUCGAGGGAUGACCAGGUUCCAACAAAGGGCGAUUUCCUUGCUGCUUUGCUUCCUUUGGUGUGCUUUCCAGCAUUGCUAUCACUUUGCACUGGUUUGUAUAAAUGGAAAGAUGAUGAUUGGAAACUUUCACGAGGUGUUUAUGUGUUUGUUAUCAUUGGCCUUCUUCUUUUGCUUGGUGCAAUCUCAGCAGUUGUGGUUAUAGUAGAGCCUUGGACGAUAGGGGUAGCAUGCCUUUUGGUUCUUCUCUUGAUCGCAUUAGCUAUUGGUGUCAUCCACUAUUGGGCUUCAAACAAUUUCUAUUUGACCAGGACACAAAUGUUCUUUGUUUGUUUCAUUGCUUUUCUUUUGGCUCUAGCAGCAUUCCUGGUGGGAUGGUAUGAAGAUAAACCCUUUGUUGGAGCGUCCGUCGGUUAUUUUUCGUUUUUGUUUCUUCUUGCUGGAAGGGCAUUGACAGUGCUUCUUUCACCUCCUAUUGUCGUUUAUUCUCCAAGGGUACUGCCUGUAUAUGUUUAUGAUGCUCAUGCAGAUUGUGGAAAGAAUGUCAGUGUUGCAUUUCUUGUGCUUUAUGGAAUUGCAUUGGCAACCGAGGGAUGGGGUGUUGUUGCCAGUUUGAAAAUUUAUCCACCUUUUGCUGGCGCUGCUGUAUCAGCAAUUACACUGGUUGUGUCCUUUGGAUUUGCUGUCUCUCGUCCAUGCUUGACUCUUAAGAUGAUGGAGGAUGCUGUUCAUUUUCUUAGUAAGGAAACUGUUGUUCAAGCAAUUGCUCGAUCUGCUACUAAGACUAGAAAUGCUCUGUCUGGCACUUACUCAGCUCCACAGAGAUCUGCUAGUUCAGCUGCUCUUUUGGUUGGAGACCCUACAGUUAUGCGUGACAGAGCAGGGAACUUUGUGCUUCCCAGGGCAGAUGUCAUGAAACUACGAGACCGUUUGAGAAAUGAAGAAGUGGCUGCAGGUUCGUUUUUCUGCAGAGUGAGAAAUGGCAGGACAUUUUGGCAUGAAUCAACCAGUGAUAUAGGUUACCGGAGGGAAAUGUGUGCACAUGCACGGAUUCUUGCUUUAGAAGAGGCAAUUGAUACUGAAUGGGUGUACAUGUGGGAUAAAUUUGGGGGUUAUUUACUUCUUUUGCUUGGUUUGACUGCUAAGGCAGAGCGUGUACAGGAUGAGGUCCGUCUAAGACUCUUCCUUGACAGCAUAGGGUUUUCUGAUCUGAGUGCCAAGAAAAUUAAGAAAUGGAUGCCAGAGGACCGCAGGCAGUUUGAAAUUAUCCAGGAAAGUUAUAUAAGAGAGAAGGAGAUGGAAGAAGAAAUUUUAAUGCAGCGACGUGAAGAGGAAGGUAGGGGCAAAGAAAGGAGAAAAGCUCUUCUGGAGAAGGAAGAACGUAAAUGGAAAGAGAUAGAAGCUUCUCUGAUAUCCUCUAUUCCAAAUGCUGGCAGCCGGGAGGCUGCAGCCGUGGCUGCUGCAGUGCGUGCAGUAGGAGGUGAUUCUGUUCUUGAUGAUUCUUUUGCACGAGAGAGGGUUUCAAGCAUUGCACGCCGGAUACGCAUGGCUCAAUUAGCUCGUCGUGCACUCCAGACGGGAGUUACUGGUGCUGUAUGUGUGCUUGAUGACGAGCCAACAACAAGUGGCAGAAACUGUGGCCAGAUUGAUCCAACUAUAUGUCAAAGUCAAAAGGUCAGCUUCUCAAUUGCUGUAACGAUCCAGCCUGAGUCUGGGCCAGUUUGUCUUUUAGGAACUGAAUUCCAGAAGAAGGUGUGCUGGGAAAUCCUGGUAGCUGGUUCUGAACAAGGCAUUGAGGCUGGACAAGUUGGACUUAGAUUGAUCACUAAAGGUGAUAGACAAACUACCGUGGCAAAGGAGUGGAGUAUCAGUGCAACAAGUAUUGCAGAUGGAAGGUGGCAUAUUGUAACAAUGACUAUCGAUGCUGAUUUAGGUGAGGCAACUUGCUAUUUAGAUGGCGGUUUUGAUGGCUACCAGACUGGGUUACCAUUGCGUGUUGGCAAUGGCAUUUGGGAACAAGGAACCGAAGUAUGGAUUGGUGUUAGGCCACCUAUAGAUAUUGAUGCAUUUGGGAGGUCAGAUAGUGAAGGAGCUGAAUCGAAGAUGCAUAUAAUGGAUGUCUUUAUGUGGGGAAGGUGCUUGACUGAAGAUGAGAUUGCUGCCUUUUAUGGUGCUAUGGGUUCAGCCGAGUACAGUAUGAUUGAUUUUCCUGAAGACAAUUGGCAAUGGGCAGAUUCCCCUUCCAGAGUUGAUGAAUGGGACAGUGAUCCUGCAGAAGUAGAUUUAUAUGACAGGGAUGAUGUAGAUUGGGAUGGUCAAUAUUCAAGUGGGAGGAAACGGAGGUCUGAACGUGAGGGGAUGGUUGUUGAUGUGGAUUCUUUUGCCCGAAGGUUGAGAAAACCAAGGAUGGAAACACGAGAAGAAAUUAAUCAACAGAUGCUUUCAGUUGAACUAGCUGUCAAAGAAGCCCUCUCUGCAAGAGGAGAGACACAUUUUACAGAUCAGGAAUUUCCUCCCAACGAUCAAUCAUUAUUUGUAGAUCCAGAAAAUCCCCCUUUGAGGUUGAAGGUUGUUUCUGAGUGGAUGAGACCAACUGAUAUGGUGAAAGAAAGCUAUUUGGAUGCUGGUCCAUGUUUGUUUUCUGGAGCUGCCAAUCCUUCUGAUGUUUGUCAGGGUCGACUGGGGGAUUGUUGGUUUUUGAGUGCUGUUGCUGUUUUAACUGAGGUUUCACGAAUAUCAGAAGUGAUCAUUACACCUGAAUAUAAUGAAGAAGGAAUCUAUACUGUUCGCUUCUGUAUACAGGGUGAGUGGGUCCCUGUUGUUGUUGAUGAUUGGAUUCCAUGUGAAUCACCUGGUAAACCAGCAUUUGCUACCAGUAGGAAGGGGAAUGAACUGUGGGUCUCAUUGUUGGAAAAGGCAUAUGCAAAGUUGCAUGGGUCUUAUGAGGCAUUAGAGGGUGGGCUUGUCCAGGAUGCACUUGUGGAUCUCACUGGAGGUGCUGGAGAGGAGAUUGACAUGAGAAGUGCUCAAGCUCAGAUUGAUCUUGCAAGUGGAAGACUAUGGUCUCAGUUGUUGCGUUUCAAACAAGAGGGAUUUCUACUCGGUGCUGGGAGCCCUUCAGGCUCAGAUGUGCAUGUUUCUUCCAGUGGCAUUGUGCAAGGGCAUGCAUACUCAUUAUUGCAGGUAAGAGAGGUAGAUGGCCACAAGCUUGUUCAGGUUCGAAAUCCAUGGGCAAAUGAAGUUGAGUGGAAUGGCCCUUGGGCGGACUCAUCACCUGAGUGGACUGAAAGGAUGAAGCACAAGCUCAAGCAUGUUCCACAGUCAAAAGAUGGCAUAUUCUGGAUGUCUUGGCAAGACUUCCAGAUUCACUUCCGGUCAAUAUAUGUUUGUCGUAUCUACCCUCCAGAGAUGCGCUACUCUCUCCGUGGCCAAUGGCGAGGUUACAGUGCUGGUGGCUGUCAAGAUUAUGAUACAUGGCAUCAAAAUCCACAGUUCCACUUGAGAGCUACUGGGCCAGAUGCAUCAUUUCCAAUUCAUGUAUUCAUUACCUUAACUCAGGGUGUGAGCUUCUCAAGAACAACGGCUGGUUUCAGGAAUUAUCAAUCGAGUCAUGAUUCAAUGAUGUUCUAUAUUGGGAUGAGGAUACUCAAAACUCGUGGUCGUCGCGCUGCGUAUAACAUUUAUUUACAUGAAUCAGUUGGGGGGACAGAUUAUGUCAAUUCUCGAGAAAUAUCAUGUGAAAUGGUUCUGGAGCCUGAUCCAAAGGGUUACACAAUUGUACCUACUACUAUCCACCCUGGGGAAGAAGCACCAUUCGUUCUUUCUGUUUUCACCAAAGCAUCGGUAACACUGGAAGCUUUAUAGUAUUUGAUGAUGGCCCUCUACUGGGUUGCUGUCUUCAGGUUGAGAGCACAGCUGCAAAAGUUUGGAUUGCUUGGGUUGUCCAUGGUUUUUGCACAGCUGCAGAUGAGAUUCUUGAACCACAAAUUGGUGCACAGAGUAACUUGGUGUACAUGAUGUGGUUCUAAGCUCAGCCUGCAAGGAUGCCUUUGGGUUAGUAAUUCAACAAAAUGGUGGUGCCCUUCUGAUUUCAUGGAUAUCCAGUGAGCUCACAGAAUGGAAGAUUUUAUUCCUGAAGAAGCUGGAAUGCAUUUUUCUAGAGAUGAUGGAUGAUCAUAUAGAAUUGGUGUUUGAUGAAAUUUAGAGGCUUGCUCAGCCCGUCUCUCUCUUGGAUUUCACUUCUGCCUGCAUCUGAGAGGGUUCUCGAAAGGUAGCUGUACAUGUGUAGGUGUUGUCAAGGAUAUAGGUGGUGUGGUCAUGUAAAUGAGGGAGGAAAACAAAAAAAAAAAAAAAGUAAAAAAGAAAUAGGAAAAUAAUUUAGAUAUGCCUUGUUCAAAAGGAAUAUAGAGGAGCAUUGUAGCCGCAAGAGGAUUUAGAGUCUCAACUGCAAUUUUGAAGUGCUUAAUCGAAAAAUUAGUCGGUUUUUGUACAAGUUUUUACCUUUUUGGCAAUAUAAGUCUCCAAUUUUAUAUAUGUACCUGUUGAUCUUCA
Vitis riparia (riverbank grape) is the source of this 7478-nucleotide messenger RNA. Its product is annotated as calpain-type cysteine protease DEK1. The transcript is spliced from 32 exons. Gene Ontology annotation, biological process: proteolysis. Gene Ontology annotation, molecular function: calcium-dependent cysteine-type endopeptidase activity. NCBI's taxonomy places the organism in Eukaryota, Viridiplantae, Streptophyta, Magnoliopsida, Vitales, Vitaceae. The record is from RefSeq and is a predicted model, not a curated record. Gene Ontology annotation, cellular component: cytoplasm. Bases 312 to 6791 code for a protein of 2159 amino acids.